Danio aesculapii is the source of this 3667-nucleotide messenger RNA. It is a transcript of the gene rinl, whose product is annotated as Ras and Rab interactor-like. Gene Ontology annotation, molecular function: small GTPase binding; guanyl-nucleotide exchange factor activity. The coding region runs from base 460 to 2757 and encodes 765 amino acids. Gene Ontology annotation, cellular component: cytosol; endocytic vesicle. The transcript is spliced from 12 exons. Gene Ontology annotation, biological process: vesicle-mediated transport. The record is from RefSeq and is a predicted model, not a curated record. Lineage: Eukaryota; Metazoa; Chordata; Actinopteri; Cypriniformes; Danionidae.
CUUUCUGCUGUAUGUGGCGUCCUACUUUUAUCACUGUGUUCACUUGUAAGUUUUAACUGUGAGGUUUACCACAGUCAUGAAAGUGGGUGGAGCUUAUGGUGUGAGAUACACAAGAGGCAUCAUCAAGAGUUCUGUCACUCUUGUCAAAUCUCACGCUGAACUUUAAUGUGACUGAAAUUGAGUCUUCAGCAGUGAAUAUUUCACAGGAGCACUCUUUAGGUUAGCGUGACAAAGGACAUAAACCAUGCGUAAUGAGGAGUCUCAUUUACCCCACAUAUAAUCUUUCUGUGGGUGGAGGUGUUUGGAGCAGCUUGCAGAGAUGUUCAGUAUUUUUUUCACGUAGGAGGACAUUUUGAAGACACCACAUGGUUACAGCAACAAAGUUGAAAUGGAGGACUUUAUGCCUUCCUGAGCUAUCAGAACAUAUUUCAUGAACAGGCUUGUACUGUUGGAUCAAAGAUGAUGAAAGAGCCUAAAGAUGAAACUGAAAGCAGUGAGAACAGAAAAAAUAUUUCUAGCACAGUACCCAAUGGCAACUCAGGGGAUCCGGCAAAAACCUUGGGUCUGUUGCAAGGUUUACGCUUGUGUCAGGAUGCCUGGGCUCCCAAAAGCCCUUGGGACAGACAUGGGGCACACACUGCUCUGUGGGGCAGACCUGCUGGGAGUUUCCUGGUGGUCCAAGGGUCUUUGUCUCAAGAUCAGCUUCUCUGUUUGUCUGUGGGGGACAGUGGGGAGCCAGUCAAAGAAUUCUCUAUCAUGACCACUGAAAAAGCUUUUCGACUGACAGCAUCACACCUGGCUUUCCCUGAUCUCUUUCAGCUGCUGCAUUUCUACACAUUGAGCAGGGAUGUAUUGCCUGUGUGUUUAUUGGUUCCCUCAUGGGUUUACACCCUUAAGAAUCUACCGGAUCAUCUUGUUCCUCUGCUUGGUCCAAAGACAUGGCUGUGCCCAUCCUCAGAUCUCCAGACCAACAGUAGCAUGACUCCAGGAACAGCAGAAACGGCAGAGACAGUUAUGUGCACUAUACAGGUUACAGCUGCCAGUGGAGCUAUGUGCUUCAUCAAUCCCUUAUACCUUCAUGAGCACGGUGAUGAUUGGCUCACUCAUUCUUCAGCCAAACCAGUCAGCCAUCCAAUAAGGCGAGACAAGCGGUUAAGUACAACAAGAACAUGGGAAGGGAGAGGACUGAAAAAGAGGUCAUCUACACCAGCUGAGGACUGUAGCACUUUUGACAAUGACAGAGGAUCAUUUGAGAAGACUCCUGUGACUCCAUCUACUCCGGGUGGAGUUGUGCUUCGUAGGGCAAGUGGUACCAGCAAGGAAGACCCCUUAAAAAGAGCAAGCACAGACUCUAUUCAAAGCCCUCUUCCUCAGUCGCCACACCGUGUGUCGUGGAUCGAAGACAAGAUAUGGCUGAACUCACCACUUCCUUCCUCUCAGCUUCAACCACCCUGCUUAGAGCUGGACUCGCUGUCAGUCAGCAGUAUAGAGGAGGAGUCAGAACCAGCGUUGAGCCCCUCCCCUUCUUUACCUUCACACCGCUUCCAGUUGGCAGAUAAGAUGAAGAACCGCCUCUCGGCAGUGGGUCAAGCUAUAGGUGGACUGAUGUCGCCACAGAGGAGACUGAGUAAUCGUGUUCAGGAGAUGGCAGAAAGAAAGAGUGGGGCUUUUGCAGAAGCUGUCAGGGAAUUUAUAGAGCGAACACUUACAAGUGAAUCAACUCCUGAAGUAACCUGCACAGAGAUGCUACAGGAAGUGCGUUCAUCUCUCACUGCUCUGAGGGAAAUCCUGUUUGACUGUACAGAGAUCCAAAGCAUCACAGACAGUUUUGGAGACACACCAGAUUUUGAGCUGGAUUCUAUGCUGGAACUUUCCUUGCAUAAAGUAGCUUUGAAGCCAGUUUACUCUCACCUUUACGUGUGUCUAAAGACAGCACGCAGGGAUGAUGGCACACUGCAGCGUUUAGAGGCCAACAAGAGCAUACUGGAAAACCGCAACCUGGAGGAGCUGGAGGGUGCAGCGGGGGCUGGGGUUCCUGAUUCCAGCGUGAUGGAAAAGAUCCUGCAACGAUGGACCACAAUGCAUGAAGCCUACUCACCUAGUAAAAAAGUUGGCACCCUGCUCAAAGUCUGCAAGAAUAUCUACCAUAGCAUGAAUGCUAAUGCUAAACCUGGUACGGUUUUUGGGGCAGAUGACUUCCUGCCGUGCCUGACGUGGGUGCUGCUGCGUAGUGAUGUAGCUACACUUCAGGUUGAUACUGACUACAUGAUGGAGCUACUGGACCCCAUGCUACUACAAGGGGAAGGUGGCUACUACCUUACCUCUCUCUAUGCUGCCCUUUUUUACAUUAGCAGCUUCCGACCACGAGUAGCAAAGCGGCAACUGAGUGCAGAAGCACACAGGUCUCUAAGCCAAUGGCACCGCAGACGCACGCUGCACUGCAACCAAUCCCGGCGCAGCAGAAAUCGCAGGACCAUACGGAGACACGGCCCUUCAGAUGGAAACCGUAGAACUUCAGAAGAAAGGAACUCUUUGAAAGCAAGCACAGAGUCCAGCAGUUUGACGGACGUCAAUUUAGACACCUCUAACACGCACGAAUCACUGCAGGGUUUGGAUGAAGAGUUACAGGUUUUAAAGGAAGAAGAGGAGGGAAGUGCAGAUAGAGAACAAGUGCGGUUAGCAGAGACCGUUAUCACCAGCCCUCAAAUAGAUGAAAAAGAGAGAGCUGUCAGGGUAAGCUGGAAUGAAAGGAGCUGAAAAUGACUUAUUCAUAAAGGAAUGGUAUCAACAAACUGAACUUUUGAGUUGUUAGGGAUCCCUGAGAACGGAAAUACAGGUAUGAAAUACCUUUUCAAAAGAUAAACAUUUGUAUCCAAAGGGUCCAUGUUGGGACCUACAAAUAUCAAGAGAUAUACUACUGUAGUGUUUAAUAUGGAGUCCAUCUAGGGACAUAUAUCAUACCUGUCAACCCUCCUCUUUUUCCUGGGAAUCUCUCGUAUUUUACAGUUCUAUCCCGCUAUCAUCCCGUAAAAGUAUUUUCCUGUAUUUCUCCCAUAUUUUCAGUCUUUCUCUGAAGAGUGGCAAAUAAACAUUAAAGAGCCGAGCCUCCCAAUACGCAACCCAUACCGCCGAACCACCAGGGGCCGCCCCUUGCUCUUAAAUGUGAGUCUGUUCUGUGCUUUCGCUUUGUUUAUGGCGGGAUUCCAUUUCCUUUUUAUUACAGGUGCCGUCUCCUCUUCAUAAGCAAUCCUCAAAACACUCAUAUAGCGAUGCAUGACUGUCAGCUGACGCGGUCCAUGGUGAUAAAUAGACGCUGUUUCCCAAACAGAUUCUGUACACGCGAUUUGAAGCGGAGUGAAAGUUUGGGUUUUGGGUGCGUAUUUGACCAGACAUGGACACACAAUUAAUAAUAAUAAUAUUUAAAGAUGUCGAUCUUGGUAGGUUUUUUCAAACACAACUAAUUUCGUCCUAAAUGAGCAUAAAAAGUUCGGAAAGCAAUCGAAAGCUUUCAUUAUAACGUUAGAUGUGUGCAUUUUUAAAGUGACACCUGUUAUUUAAUGUAAUGAAAAUAAAAAAAAAUCUAAAUGAAUAAGAUAUUCAUUCAUUACACUUUAAUCAGAAUGUGUAAGUUAUACAGUGAAGAAACGGCUAAUGAGAUAUGAUAGCU